CUGAGCUUACUGGUCACACAAAAUCGUCUACUCAUAUAAGACUUGCUAAGCAAAUUAAGUCAAAUGAACGGAUGACCAUGUUUGUGGAAUCUAAAGAUGAAAAAAGGAUUAAAGCAGAAUUAAAUGUUGUGGCAAUGGUGGCCCGAAAGAAUUUGUCUUUCAACUGUCUUGAUGACAUGGUGAGUACACUCCAUUUUGUGGCAGAUGACUCAAAAGCAAUCAACAGUAUGACUUGUAACAGAACCAAGGGAACAUAUCUUUUGACAGAAUGUUUAUCACCAUAUGCACACGAAAAGCUCAUGCAGGAAGUUGCUUUGUCUGGUGGAUUUUCAGUGCUGUGUGAUAAAGCAACAGAUCUCACAAUGAACAAAACAUUUUGUGUCAAUAUGAGAUUUUUGAAAAGUGACACCUAUGAACCAGUUACACGUUUCUACCGCCUGCUCCCUGUAAAUGAUGGCAGUGCAGAAGGCCUGUUUGAGCUGCUGAAAGAAACCUUAGAAGGAGAUGGCAUUGGGUGGGACAAAGUGAUUGGUUAUGCCUCUGAUGGAGAAAAUCUGAUGCAGGGAGAUAAAAUUCACUGCUAACCAAGUUACAAGAUGUCGUGCCAGAUUUAUUUGUUGUGAAAUGCUUUUGUCACACAUUCCAUUUAGUUGCUGGCCAUGCUUGUGAAGCUUUGUCAGCAACGGCAGAGCAGCUCAUACAUGACAUCUAUAACUAUUUCAAAUUAUCACCUAAUCGUCAAAAGAGUUAUGAAGAGUUUCAACACUUCGCUGAGUGUGAUCCACAUAAACUGUUGAAACCUUGUCAGACAAGGUGGCUGUCGAUCUCACAAUGCGUAGAACGCAUCCUUGCACAGUGGUCUGCACUGGAGUUGUAUUUCACAGCAGAGGCUCAUGACAUGAAAACCUUGCAGGCGGACAAAAUACUACGAACCUUGAAGAAUCCCUAUGUCAAAGCCACCCUGGAAUUCACAAGCUUUGUUCUUGGCGAUCUUGUUGGCUUGAACAAACUUUUUCAGUCUAAUAGCUUUAAGUUACAUAUGCUGCUACCAGAGACUGAAAGAGUUCUUCGAAUGUUUAUUCUGAAUUUCAUGAAAAGAGAAUUUGUUACCUACAAGCUUCCAGCUAUUGAAGAUCAAACAAAAUGGCUGCCAGUAGAUAAAGUAUACCCUGGUAUACUUGCUAGUGAAACGUUAACAAAAAUGAAGCCGCAUGAAAAGGAGAGCUUUCUUUCACGGUGCAGAGACUGGUAUAAAAUUGCAUGCUGCCAAAUACUGAAAAGGAUUGAUCUGUCGGAUCCAGUGCUUGUGGGACUGAAAGAUGUAAAUCAUGAAAGAAUUCUAAAGGACAAAGCUGACGUAGGCUCUGCAGCAGUGUUGUAUCGGAAGUUACCGCGUCUUCUUCCUGAAGUUGACGUGCAAACCAUCGACAGACAGUGGAGAUCUAUUCUUGUUGAUGAAGAAGUCAGAAAAAGUGCUUGGGAAAACAAAACUAUUGUGGAAUUCUGGAAGCAUAUGAGAGAUGUACCUUCAUAUGAGAAAAUAGCAACUUUCAUGCUCAAACUAACAGCUUUGCCGCAAAGCACAGCAGAGGUUGAGAGAACAUUUUCAAAACUCAAUAACAAUAAAACAAAGCUGCGAAAUAAACUGUCUGUAAAGACAUUGGAAUCAAUUAUCAAAACUUCUGAAAGCUUUCCCUCAACCUUUGAUAUGACAUCGUCUUUGGUUAAGCACUAUUCAUGUGCAAGGUCUAGAUACUUUGCAAAAUACACUGAAAAUGAAAAUAAUUACGUUCUUGCUGAUUAGAGCCAAUUAAACCAUCCUUCUAGAAAGUCCAGAGGCAGUAUCGAGAAUGGGAAUGUAGGGGAAAAUUCCCGUGGAUGUAGGUAGCCACAGUCACCAAGGCGUGGCAACAC
Portunus trituberculatus (swimming crab) is the source of this 1914-nucleotide messenger RNA. RefSeq lists its product as uncharacterized. Bases 899 to 1804 code for a protein of 301 amino acids. Gene Ontology annotation, molecular function: protein dimerization activity. The transcript has 2 exons. The record is from RefSeq and is a predicted model, not a curated record. NCBI's taxonomy places the organism in Eukaryota, Metazoa, Arthropoda, Malacostraca, Decapoda, Portunidae.